AUGGGACACACGUACUUGAAAUGUUGCAAUACAGAGUUCUUCAUCUAUAUCGCAGCAGUUGUGUUUCUAGUCUUGUGUGCUGGUCUCAUGUCUGGCCUCACGUUAGGACUCAUGUCUAUGAGCGUCAUUGAUCUUGAAGUUCUUGCAAAAUCUGGAACGCCCAAAGACCGUCUCCAUGCUUCAAAGAUCUUGCCCAUUGUGAAGCAACAACAUCUAUUGCUAUGUACGCUUCUGAUUAGCAACGCUACUGCUAUGGAGGCACUUCCUGUUUUUCUGGACGAAUUAGUGCCAGAUUGGGGAGCAAUUCUUCUUUCAGUAACAUUGAUACUCCUCUUUGGUGAGAUUAUACCACAAUCUCUCUGUACAAGGUACAGGUUAGCCAUUGGUGCAACUGUUGCUCCACUUGUUCGAGUUCUUAUUUGGUUUUGGUUUCCAAUAGCCUAUCCAAUAAGCAAGAUCUUAGACUACCUGUUGGGGAAAAGGCAUAAGGCUCUAUUUCGAAGAGCUGAAUUGAUGACAUUAGUUGACAUGCACGGUAAUAAGGCCGGAAAAGGAGGAGAAUUAUCCCUUCACGAGACAAAUAUAAUUGCAGGAGCACUUGAGCUCACUGAGAAGACUGCAAGGGAUGCCAUGACUCCUAUAUCUGAAACUUUUGCUAUUGAUGUCAAUGCCAAUCUUGACAGGGUUCUGAUAAAUUUGAUCAUGGAGAAGGGACAUAGCAGGGUUCCAGUGUACAACGAACAUCGAGCAAACAUAAUUGGACUUGUCCUGGUGAAGAAUUUGGUGACGAUUAAUCCAAGUGAUAAUGUGCCCGUGAAGAAUGUAACAAUACGGCGUAUCCCAAGGUAGUUUAGCUGGAAACA
Solanum verrucosum is the source of this 863-nucleotide messenger RNA. RefSeq names its product DUF21 domain-containing protein At2g14520-like. NCBI's taxonomy places the organism in Eukaryota, Viridiplantae, Streptophyta, Magnoliopsida, Solanales, Solanaceae. Gene Ontology annotation, cellular component: intracellular membrane-bounded organelle. Gene Ontology annotation, biological process: magnesium ion homeostasis. The record is from RefSeq and is a predicted model, not a curated record. The transcript has 8 exons. Bases 1 to 849 code for a protein of 282 amino acids.